UACCUCACCUCCUCUUCCUCUUCCUGCUCAGGCCCUGCUCCUCUCAUAUCCCACACAACCCUCUUUCCUUCUGUGGAUCUCAUUCUCCAGUGCCCAAAGAGUCACUGCCAUACAAUCCAUGCUGAACAUGAUGACUGAUUUGAGCUGUGGGCCGUCCAAGGUGAGAGAACAGCCGGCGCCGGCCGGCUCAGGGCCGUCGGCGGGGAGCGCGAGCGACAAGCCGGGGAGGGGCAAGAUCGAGAUCAAACGCAUCGAGAACACGACCAACAGGCAGGUCACCUUCUGCAAGCGCCGCAACGGCCUCCUCAAGAAGGCGUACGAGCUCUCGGUGCUCUGCGACGCCGAGGUGGCGCUCAUCGUCUUCUCCAGCCGCGGCCGCCUCUACGAGUAUUCCAACAACAGUGUGAAGGCCACCAUUGAGAGGUACAAAAAGGCUAAUAGUGACACCUCCAACUCUGGCGCAGUUGCAGAAGUCAAUGCCCAGUACUACCAGCAGGAAUCCUCCAAGCUGCGCCAGACGAUCAGUAGCUUGCAGAACUCAAACAGGACCUUAGUAGGAGAUGCAAUAAAUAGCAUGAGCCUCAGGGAACUUAAGCAGCUGGAGGGCAGGCUGGAGAAAGGGAUAGGCAAGAUUAGAGCUAGAAAGAAUGAGCUGUUAAAUGCUGAAGUUGAGUAUAUGCAGAAAAGGGAGAUGGAGCUACAAAAUGACAAUAUGUACUUAAGGAGCAAGGUCUCUGAGAAUGAGAGGGGGCAUCAGCCAAUAAACAUGCUGGGGGCGCCAUCAACAAGUGAAUACGAUCACAUGGUCCCAUACGACUCGAGAAACUUCCUGCAAGUGAGCAUCAUGCAGCAGCCUCAGCAUUACUCCCAUCAGCUGCAACCAACAACCCUUCAACUCGGCCAACAGCGAUUCAGUUAAAUUUGUCUACACACUGCCAAAUAUUAGAUGAAACCUGAAGGCACGC
Phragmites australis (common reed) is the source of this 965-nucleotide messenger RNA. Its product is annotated as MADS-box transcription factor 3. The transcript has 10 exons. Bases 119 to 919 code for a protein of 266 amino acids. Gene Ontology annotation, molecular function: protein dimerization activity; DNA-binding transcription factor activity, RNA polymerase II-specific; RNA polymerase II cis-regulatory region sequence-specific DNA binding. Lineage: Eukaryota; Viridiplantae; Streptophyta; Magnoliopsida; Poales; Poaceae. The record is from RefSeq and is a predicted model, not a curated record. Gene Ontology annotation, cellular component: nucleus. Gene Ontology annotation, biological process: positive regulation of transcription by RNA polymerase II.